AUGUUUCUAUCUAUCUAUCUAUCUAUCUAUCUAGAUCAGAUUAUUAAUAUUUAUGUUUGGGUCAGUUUUUUCAUAUCUAUCUAUCUAUCUAUCUAUCUAGAUCAGAUUAUUAAUAUUUAUGUUUGGUUUUUUCAUCUCUAUCUAUCUAGAUCUAUUAAUAUUUAUCUAUCUAUCUAUCUAUCUAUCUAUCUAGAUCAGAUUAUUAAUAUUUAUGUUUGGUUUUUUCAUAUCUAUCUAUCUAUCUAUCUAUCAAUCUAUCUAGAUCAGAUUAUUAAUAUUUAUGUUUGGGUCAGUUUUUUCAUAUCUAUCUAUCUAUCUUUCUAUUCCCGGAUAUCUAAAGAAAAUGAUAGAUUUCUAUAUAUAAUGAUUCUCGACGUGAGAUUUCGGUUUUCCUCGCGGGGAGAACGCAAGAAAAGAUCCAGUCGUCCAUUUUAUCUGAAUGCGGAAAUUAUUCUUUGUUAUUAUUUAAGUAAAAAACAAAUAAAAUUGAACAACUGCAUUGUCGUUCGGCAUUGUUGCUGGUAUUGUUUUUUUCCUUCUUUUUCUCCUUCUUCUUCUUCUUUUUCUCUUUCGUCUUCUUCUUUUUUCUCUUUCGUCGUCUUCUUUUUUCUCUUUCUUCUUCUUUUUGUUCUUUUUUCUUUUUUUCACUUUCUUCUUCUUUUUUCUCUUUCUUCUUCUUUUUUUCUUUUUUUCUCUUUUUUCUUUUUCUCCUUUUUCGACGUCAUCGUGCCAUAUCUCUUCAGUGCGUAG
Acanthosepion pharaonis is the source of this 750-nucleotide messenger RNA. The record is from the annotation of a GenBank genome assembly. NCBI's taxonomy places the organism in Eukaryota, Metazoa, Mollusca, Cephalopoda, Sepiida, Sepiidae.